Messenger RNA from Trypanosoma rangeli, 1431 nucleotides. RefSeq names its product cyclin L1. Gene Ontology annotation, biological process: regulation of transcription by RNA polymerase II. Gene Ontology annotation, cellular component: nucleus. The transcript has a single exon. The coding region runs from base 1 to 1431 and encodes 476 amino acids. Gene Ontology annotation, molecular function: cyclin-dependent protein serine/threonine kinase regulator activity. The record is from RefSeq and is a predicted model, not a curated record. Lineage: Eukaryota; Euglenozoa; Kinetoplastea; Trypanosomatida; Trypanosomatidae.
AUGUCCUUGCUUACUGGAUGGAUAGACGAUGCUAGGCGAAGUUAUGUCGCUUACGGAGUAGAUCUCAUUCGGACGGGAUGUUUUCUUCUUCGCACCACACCGUCAGUGACGUACAGAGCCGCUGUCUUGUUUCAGCGCUUUCAGGCGGUCGUAGAGAAGGUUCGGCGUAAGCGCGGGGACUACCAAGAAGAAUAUGGCCUCACAGAAGGAGGCAACCCUCAUGAAUUGGCAUCUGGUACACGAAAACCGUCCUACACAGUGCCAAUGCACGUUGGGACAGAACGCCCUUCUGGGGUGCUUGCGUUCGGGGAUCCAUACGCUCCGCUGGAUUACUGCUUGUUCAACUUGCAUGAGCACGAUGAUAUCACGUAUCUCACCGCGGCGUGUGUUCUCAUCGCGGCAAAAAUGGAGGAUCAUUCAAUGCGUAUUCGUCUCAUUGUGGGCGUUUUCAUGCGUCUAAACCAACGCCGUCGUGGUGAGCCUGUUAUUGAGCAACUUCAGCCACCACCAGAGCGUUACGAUGAUUUUAAGUUAUGUAUGCUGGAAGCUGAAGAGGUUGUGUUGCAGGCGCUUGGCUUUCAGACCUUCGUGGAGUGCCCUUUUAAGUAUGCCAUUCUUUUUCUUGGAAUGAUUAUUGAAGAUGACAAAGUAGGAGUUGUCACCGAUGCCGGUGCGACGACGAGUAAUUCCUUUUACUUCAAUGGUACAUUUUCCAAUGUGGCCGUGAAGAGGUGGCUUGCAGACGCCGUGUGUUGGCUGAAUGACAUACCGCGUUGCAUAGAAUUAUAUGCUGAGGAAGCCCACGUGCUCGCGGUUUGCUCUCUCUUUUCCACGCGACCUUCGAACAUUACUGGCCUGCCAGACAAUUGGACGCUUGCCUUUGGCAUGGAGCGAACGAAGUUAAACGCCGUGUUGCGUCUGCAUCAAAGGCACCUAGAAGAGGCGGUUAACUCAGUAAACAACAAUGUGCGGCUCCUCCUAGAGACGCGGCAGACGAAGCCAUACUACCCAAAAGCGACGGAAGACGGCGCCGCAGGCGGUGACCCUGUUAUUAGUGUGCCCGCGGCGGAGAGCAAACCCGAGGCCCCCACACCUCAGCCACCGGUACAACCAGCGGAAUUAGCCCCGCCCAUUCCUUCAUCCGGCAUAAAAAUUCCAUCUGCCAAUCCUUUGCUAGCUGUGGCACCCGCCAUAGCUCCAAUUAACCGGCUGGGGUCUCUUCAGCCGGCGAUUCACAUCAAUUUUGUUCCAGCUACCAACCCGGGUGUGGACAGUAAGGACAGCAAUAUCAGCGGCAGCAACAGUGUCAACAGCAUCAGCCAUCACAACCCAAUUCACAUAGAUAUGCCACACAACAGCAUGCUACCGGGAGUGGCGUACCCAUCGUUGCUGAACAACCCUUUGAGGAAGAGUUCCACUUUGAGGAUCUAA